Messenger RNA from Schistocerca nitens (vagrant locust), 1491 nucleotides. Its product is annotated as abscission/NoCut checkpoint regulator. Gene Ontology annotation, cellular component: midbody; centrosome; cleavage furrow. Lineage: Eukaryota; Metazoa; Arthropoda; Insecta; Orthoptera; Acrididae. The record is from RefSeq and is a predicted model, not a curated record. Gene Ontology annotation, biological process: abscission; mitotic cytokinesis checkpoint signaling. Gene Ontology annotation, molecular function: phosphatidylinositol-3-phosphate binding; metal ion binding. The transcript has 8 exons. The coding region runs from base 147 to 1214 and encodes 355 amino acids.
UGACUAAUAAAUUGCAUAAUUGGCGAGUGUUUGUGUGUACAGCACGUAGAAGCGGAGUUUACAGUUAAUUUAGGACGGAAUUGGUUGAAAUCUUAUAUUGUUUGGUUUCAGAUGUAAAUUUCACGACCUUCUAAAUAUCCGACACGAUGUCAUGUCGCGGCUGUGCUUCUAACUUCGGCUUCUUCAGGAAAGAGGUUGGUUGUCCAAACUGUGGCUUCUCGUAUUGUGCAAAGUGCCUCAAAUAUAAGGUCAUUGUACCUAAGCUUGGCACAUCACCUCAUCUUGUUUGCCAGGACUGUUACAAGAAGCUUGAAAAUCAACACAUUGGCUCAUCUGAACCAGUGUUGCCACCCUCGCAAGCAGUUAUAAAGAGCUUAGAAUCUUUGGAGAAUCCUGCUAAACCACCUAUCAUUGUGUAUGUACAAGAUCAACGUUUGAAGAAUCUAAAGCAUGGAAUGACCAGUGUAGAUCGUGAAAUUUUAAAUCGGCUAGAAAAACUAAGGGAAGAAAGGAAGCAACAACCUGCACCAAAUGAAGAAGAAAUAGCAAGGAGGUUGGCGACCUUAAAAGGACAGGAUCCAGAUUACAUGCAAGCCAUCUCAAGAAAGCAGGUUUAUAUGAUUCCCGAUACACGGACAGAUACUGAGAAGACACACAAUUUAGUUAAACAAUUUAUGGAAGAAGAUGCACUAGCAGCUAAAUUAGAAAAGCCAGAAGAUGAAAUAACUAGAAGACUUGCCCUUUUACGUGGAAAACAGGAUAAUUCUCAAAAGCAGCAAGAGAAGACACUUGAGGGUGGAACAGACACUGCAGUAUCUGUGGAUAAUCCUGAUGCGUUACUUGCGAAGCUUACAAGUGAAAUGUCUGAUGCUGGAGAGGCUAAAGAUUUGUCAGAAAGGAUGAAGAAAUUAAGUGUUAAAAAGAAGAUGUCCAUUGAUGGAAGUAGUUCUGAUGAAGAAGAAAUUACUGAAGAAGUUAUUAAAAGGGCAGUGGAUGAAGUGUCUCUGCCAUCAGUGGAAUCAUCAGAAACAGGGACUCAGAACAAGCAGUUUGCAGAAGAUAUGGAUACAGAAUUACCUUGGUGCAUUAUUUGUAAUGAAGAUGCAACAAAGAGAUGUCAUGGCUGUAAUGGUGAUCUCUACUGUGAUAGAUGUUAUGCAGAAGGCCAUGAUGUCUGGGACAUGAAAGAGCACAAGACAAGUCCAUUCAAGUGAUCCAUUUGUGUUACAUAUUACACUGCUGCGAUCUGAUUUUUUGUUGCAGAUAUUAUGUAUGCACCCAUGUCAUUUGCUUAAAAGAAGUAAUUUAGCUUUUCCAAUUGAUAUGAAUGAAAAGUUAGUCACUAACAUUAUAUGAGCCUUAUGGAUAAUAGCUUGUUAUAUUAUGUAUGCUGUGCCUUAAGUAACUUUUGAGACCUGUUGUUAUUAAAUGUUACCAAAUGAUUGAACCACUCUGCUGACCAAUUUAAAAAAUGAAAGCAUUUGUUAAUUA